Zea mays is the source of this 2871-nucleotide messenger RNA. RefSeq lists its product as uncharacterized. The record is from RefSeq and is a predicted model, not a curated record. NCBI's taxonomy places the organism in Eukaryota, Viridiplantae, Streptophyta, Magnoliopsida, Poales, Poaceae. The transcript is spliced from 6 exons. Bases 896 to 2614 code for a protein of 572 amino acids.
CGGUUUCCGCUUCGUGCCGUGAGCCGUCGCUGCCUGUGCGGUUGUUGUGCCUGGUGGCUGUGACCGUGGCCGUGGCCGACUAGCCGACGACCCAGGACCGGGACUGGGAGGCACAGCUCGUCGUGUUCUGCUGCCUAAGCCGGUAGGCCCCGCCCUGGGCUGCGUCAGUGCGACUGCGAACGCCACUAUUGGCCUUGGUUCGGCUCGGCCGCGGCCCGCGGGGCCGGCGUGCCAGGGGGCGGUUAGCGGCGGUUGGGCGCACUGCAGCCGCGGGCUCGUUUUUUAUGGCACCGCCGCCCGCCUAGGGGACGGGGGAGAGAGACCAACCGCCGCUUGGGCUCUUCCGCCUCCAGUCCUCCACCACGGCACCACGUCGUCUUACCUCGCUUCGGCGCCGCCUCCUUCUCCAUCUCCACCCAAAAGGUAGUGCGCCUCCCUCCCUCCCACCCGCUCUCCCUUUCCAUGCUUCCCCACCACCACCUGGGUCGCCGAAACGCUGCAGCCGCGAAGAGAUAGGGAGAAGAAGAAAAAAAACUCGCUUGCUGUUCCCGUGUCUGCUCCGUUGAGGCCUGCGUUGUUAAUUCGUGCGGCGCUUCUCGUCCGGCGGCGGAGAGAGCGUGCUCUUGCUCUGUUGGUGUGCCGCUUACUUGCUCCAGGAAUUGGCCUUCGCUGCAUAUGUUUCUCAUUUCCUGAAUUCUAAGCCAAGAAACCCCUAAAGGACAGGCUACCGCAGCGGGAUUUUGGAAGGUUCACAAUCCCUUCGUCUUCGUAUGCAGACGUGAAGGAAUUGGGAAAGUUGGUGUUGUCUGUGUGUCCGUGUUCAUGGCCACGGAGCUAGAGCCUAGAGCUUUGCAAGAAGGUUCAGGCGGAAAAAGAAUAAGCUGGCUCCAAGAUAAUGGCAUCUCUUACUCCAGGAAUACUAUUAAAGGUUCUAAAACAUAUUAACUCUGAUGUCAAAGUAUGUGGAGAAUACCGGUCCAUUCUUCUCCAAGUUAUUAGCAUAGUCCCUGCAAUAACUGGUUCAGAACUUUGGCCGGACCAUGGGUUCUUUAUCAAAGUUUCAGAUUCUUCACACUCAACUUAUGUUUCCUUGUCUAAGGAGGACAAUGAACUCAUCUUAUCAAACAAACUACAACUUGGACAGUUUAUAUAUGUUGAGAAGGUCCAGUCAAGUAUACCUGUUCCGGUUCUUGUUGGGGUCCGCCCAGUUCCAGGAAGGAACCCUUGCAUUGGAAACCCAAAGGAUUUGAUGCAAAUGUCAACUCCCUCUGGAGUUAUGGAAGCACUGGAUCAUCAACGGACAACUUCCAAGUCAGCUGAUCUGUCUGAAAGUGAAAAGGAAAAUUUGCAGAGAAAGGUAGUUAUCAAAGAGCAGAAGACAGUUGUCGCUUCCCGUUACAUGCUUGGGGUGUCAAGCAACAACGGGAAAAUUACCAACCUCAACUCCAGCAUUGAUAGUGAAAAAAGUAAUGGAGGAAGUACCAUAUCUGAAUCAAAUAAAAAAUCUGUUGCCCUGAAAGUCAGACAAGAGGCAAAACCUCAGGAACGGUCAAAUAAUACAUCUCCUAGUAACGCUAAGUUAGUUUCCACAAAGCAAGAAAUUAGCAAGGACACACGCAAGAAUAUUGGCACUUCACCUAGUCCAAAUGGUUCUGCUGUAGUCAAGAAGCAAAUGCCAAAGGAGAGCAAAAAGGAAGUUGCUACUGAGAGAAGAUCACCACCAAAGCUUCAUAGGAGUUCGCCAACACCAGCGAGGACUUCACCAACAAAGCUCAGUCCAGCAGCAAAGCAGAAUGGAAACUCUGGUCCAGUUUCUUCUGUAUCUACUGUUAAAAAAAGAGUUAGUGAAACUAUCUCUUGGGACUCCCUCCCAACAAGCCUAAUCAAUUCAGGAAAGGCUGUUGUCCGGAGGAAGAACAUUGCUCUUAUUGUAGCGGCUGAGGCUCAAAGGGAGGCUGCUGCAGCUGCGUAUCUUGUAAAAGGCCUUGGAAUUUUUUCUGAGAUAAGGGAAUCUUCUGAAGUAGAUCCACAAGCUGCAAUCACCAAGUUUUUCGAGCUGCACAGGCUUAUCGUUCAGCAAAGUGCUGUCUGGAAAGCUUACACUCCUGAGCCUAGCAAAGAAUCUCGACCGGAGAAGGAAAAACCGUCGAGGAAAGCUUCUGCAUCUCAUCAUCACCAGAACAAAGCUGGCACACGCGACACAGCUAAGAAUCCCGAAGGUGCCCAGGGCAGUGAGAAGACGGAAUGGGCCCGGGAGGACGGUUUCAAGGAGAUCUGCAGGUCAUGGAUUGUUCUGAGGAAAGAAUCGCGGUCGUGGUUUCUGAGCUUCCUGGAGGAUGCACUUGAAUCAGGAUUCAUGUCCGAGGGCCAAACCACCAAGAACACGAGAGAACGCGUGCGGGGACAACCCAAACCCAAGGGUGGGGACGGGAGGAUCGCGGUCCUGCUGUCGCAGCUCAAGGAGACGAGCAACUGGCUCGAUCAGCUGCUGCAGGACGAGGCGGACACUUCCGCGGACGGUUUGGCCGAAACCGUUGACCAGCUGAAGCAGAAGGUGUACAAAUGCUUGCUUGGAACGGUCGAAACCGCGGCGUCGGCACUCGGAGGAAGAUAAAAAAAUUGAUGUAAUGGUGACGAAGACGAGCAUUAAGUUAUUGGGUGUUCAGUCCUGCAACAGGAUGUUGGGGUGAAGAACACAAUGAGGGGAAGAUGUAAAUAGUCGGGUUGCUCAUUUUUAAGUUAUAAACUAAUUUAUUUUUAUUUUUUGGGAGGUGGGGGUGGGGGAAUUUCCUGGUGUUGCGUGUGAAAUGGCAAUUGAUUUUCUUGGGUAUUCGAAUUGUUACAAAUGAUCUUGCGUGUCAGCUUUUGAAA